Molecule: messenger RNA, 1716 nt
Organism: Saccoglossus kowalevskii
Lineage: Eukaryota; Metazoa; Hemichordata; Enteropneusta; Harrimaniidae
Product: mucin-22-like
Source: RefSeq, a predicted model, not a curated record
AUGACAGAAUCAGUUGAAUCUACCACCGGUAGCACAUCAGCCCAACAUACUGUUAUGACUACACCCUCUGAACUAAUAACUGAUCAUGCACCUUCUGAGGCUGUCUCUACAGAUACCUUUGUAGAACCAACAACAUUGACAGAAUCAGUUGAAACGAGCACUGGUGUCACCACAACCCAGCAUACUGAUUUGACUACACCCUCUGGAUCAACAACUGAAUUUACAUCAAUUAAGGGUGUCUCUGAAGUUACCAUUGUAGAAACAUCCACAAUAACUGGACCAGUUGAAACUAUCACUAGUGUCAGCACAAGCCCACAUACUGAUGUGAGCACACCAUAUAAAUCAACAACUGAUCUUGCAUCUUCUAUGGCUUUCUCAAAUGUUACCCUUGUAGAACGAACAGCAAUGGCAGAAUCAGUUAAAUCUACCACUGGUAGCACAUCAGCCCAACGUACUGAUAUGACUACACCCUCUGAACUAACAACUGAUCAUACACCUUCUGAGGCUGUCUCUACAGAUACCUUUGUAGAACCAAUAUCAUUGACAGAAUCAGUUGAAACUAGCACUGGUGUCAGCUCAGCCCAGCAUACUGAUUUGACUACAUCCUCUGGAUCAACAAAUGAAUUUACAUCAACUAAGGUUGUCUCUAAAGUUACCAUUGUAGAACCAUCAAUCAUAACUGGGUUAGUUGAAACUAGCACUAGUGUCAGCUCAAGCCCACAUACUAAUGUGAUCACACUCUCUGAACCAACAACUGAUCUUACACUUUCUGAGGCUUUCUCAAAUGUUACCCCUGUAGAACGCACAAGAAUGACUGAAGCAGUUGAAAAACUUACCUCUUUUGAAGCAACAACAACAGGAUCAGUUGAAACUAGCACUGGUGUCAGCCUAACCCAACGUACUGAUGUGACUACACCCUCUGGAUCAACAACUGAUCUUCCAUCAUCUGAGACUGUCUCAAAUGUCACCCUUGUAGAACCAACAAUGACAGAAUCAGUUGAAACUAGCACUAGUGUCAGCUCAACCCAGCGUACUGAUUUGACUACACCCUCUAGAUCAACAACUGAAUUCACAUCAACUAAGGGUGUCUCUAAAGUUACCAUUGUAGAAACAUCAACAAUAACUGGAUCAGUUGAAACUAGCACUAGUGUCAGCUCAAGAUCAGUUGAAACUAGCACCGGUGUCAGCUCAACCCAACGUACUGAUGUUACUACACCCUCUGAAUCAACAACUGAUCUUCCAACCUCUGAGGCUUUCUCAAAUGUUACCCUUGUAGAACGCACAACAAUAAGAGAAUCAGUUGAAUCUACCACCAGUGUCACAUCCGCCCAUCAUACUGAUGUGACUACACCCUCUGAAACAUCAACUGAUCGUACAUCUACUGAGGCUGUCUCAAAUGUUACCCUUGUAGAACCAACAAUGACAGAAUCAGUUGAAACUAGCACUAGUGUCAGCUCAACCCAGCGUACUGAUUUGACUACACCUUCUAGAUCAACAACUGAAUUCACAUCAACUAAGGGUGUCUCUAAAGUUACCAUUGUAGAAACAUCAACAAUAAAUGGAUCAGUUGAAACUAGCACUAGUGUCAGCUCAAGCUCACAUACUGAUGUCAGCACACCAUAUGAAUCAACAACUCAGUUUGCCUCUACUGAAGCCAUCUCAAAAGUUACCUCUGUCAAACCAACAAUAACUGAAUCAAUUGAAACUAGCACUGGU